UCUGAUUCAAAACCUCUUUGUUGCAGCACUGGAGGGACUGGGUUGCCAUCCAGUGGGUGUAUGGCCUUUGAUCCCUCUCCAUCUCUGCUACCAGUAAUCACCCAAAUAAUAUCCAAGUUUGCGGCAUCUACGAGUGAGCUUACAACACGACGAUUAUAUCUAGAAUGGAGCAAGCUGUCUUUGUCAUCCUUUUGAUCCCAACAAUUGCAGCCACCCAGGUAACUUUCAGCCAUCCUGGCACCAAUGAAGUCUACCUUGAACAGAGGCUCAGCUUUAGCUGCUGGGGCCCUGCUAAUCACAUUAUUGAGAUUCUUGAGAUUGGACAACCAAACACAAUAGAUAAGAUGUACAAGUUGGGAAUACCAGUCUCUGGCAACGUCUCUAAUGGAUAUUACCCAGAGGAUUGCAGUGCAGAUGCAAAUGGAACAAAUUGCACCAAAUUAUUGAAUAUAACAGUAACAGCCAGCAUGCAUGGGAAGAGCUACCAGUGUCUCAGUUACGACCGUGACCCACACCCCAUGAAAUACUACAGCAGAGGAGGCUACAUGAUAGUUAAGGACAUAGGAAAUGACUGCUUGACAAGUGCCAGCAUUGGUACUACAAAUGUUGAAGUGCUCCCUACAUCCACUUCAAGCCUACCCUACCCUUCACCUUCAUCAACUACUGCUAAAGUUAUGAGGUGCCCCACAGCCACUUUAGCUCCGACUUCCAAUCCCACUACUGACACUACAGCUACAGAUGUGGUAGCCGGCAGUGUACUGGGUCUACAGCCACUUCAAGCUACAAUACCUCUGAUUUUACUCUGCACAUAUUUAAUUUUAUAAACUUGUUGGUGCAUCAUUUUUAUAUCACACAUCUGCCAUGCCAUGUUGAUUGUAUGUAUGCAACAAUACGCCUAUUGUGACAAUCUGUCUUGUGUACUACCAUAAUACCAUGAUUACUUUUACUAAACGCUUUUAAAGUUGUG
Molecule: messenger RNA, 967 nt
Organism: Geodia barretti
Lineage: Eukaryota; Metazoa; Porifera; Demospongiae; Tetractinellida; Geodiidae
Source: the annotation of a GenBank genome assembly